AUGGAGGCAACCGACGCGUCGCCGCUGGAGGUCUCGCCACGGGCGGCGGGGAGCUGGCGGCGGACAUCGUCGAGGCCGUGGAGCCGGAGCAGCAGCAUCGGGCGUAGCGGCAGCAGCAGCGGGGGCAGCGGCAGCAUCGAGUACACGAGCCUCCGCGAUGUGCUGGAGGAGGAGGAACAUCAGUGCGGCGGCGGAGGCGGAGGCGGCGAGUGCGGGGCCGGCGGCGGCGGGUGCGGCGAGCAUCAGCACCACCAGCAGCAGCCGUGGCGCUGGGGCAGCAGCUGGGGCGAGUACUCGUGCCACGACAUCCACGACUUCGACGCGUCCAACAUCGGCAUCCGGAACCAGCUGCUGAAGCACGCGGCGUCGGCGUACCUGCAGUCGGCCGUGGUGGUGGCGGCGGGGCGCGACCAGGGCUGCUGCCUCGCCCGCCUCUGGCGCCGGGUGCAGCUCCGCGGCGGCUGCGCAGGCGGGCGGCGCGGCCGGGGCGGCCGCGGCCGCGUGCUCAUGCGCGCAUGCUCGUGGCAGGGCUGCGUCGACGACCCCGCCGCGUUCGUGGCGACCUGCGCACGCGGCCUCGCCACGUUCGUCGCCGACCGCGUCAGUGCCAUCUGGGCGUGGUAG
Messenger RNA from Miscanthus lutarioriparius, 624 nucleotides. NCBI's taxonomy places the organism in Eukaryota, Viridiplantae, Streptophyta, Magnoliopsida, Poales, Poaceae. The record is from the annotation of a GenBank genome assembly.